Monomorium pharaonis (pharaoh ant) is the source of this 655-nucleotide messenger RNA. RefSeq names its product PI-actitoxin-Afv2a. The transcript has 2 exons. Gene Ontology annotation, molecular function: serine-type endopeptidase inhibitor activity. The record is from RefSeq and is a predicted model, not a curated record. Bases 108 to 356 code for a protein of 82 amino acids. Lineage: Eukaryota; Metazoa; Arthropoda; Insecta; Hymenoptera; Formicidae.
AGAGAGCAGAGUUUUGUGAUUAGUACACUCUAUCCAUCGGCAAGGAUUUCCGAAAACACUAACAUUCGAAUAAAACAUAGAAGUAAACAUAUCAUACGUACGCAAAGAUGGAUCUUAAAUUACGUUUGUUACUUGUGUUUGUUGUUGUCAGCAUGUUAACUCACGAGAUCACAGCAGAUCGACCAGAACUUUGCCUAUUGCCUGUGGAAACGGGUGAUUGCAGAGCAUAUAUAACGAGAUACGCAUACAAUUCAGCUACUGGACAAUGUGAACGAUUCAUAUAUACUGGUUGUGGCUCAAAUGCAAACAAUUUUAAGAGUAUGUCCGUGUGUGAGGAGACUUGUGUACAUGUAUAAUGACAGCUAAAAGUGCCAAACAAAACAUUCUUUGAGGGUUUAAGGCGUAUAUUAUACAUUUUAUUUUUAUGCUAAUAUAGAAGUUUCAAUAAAUUUUACAUAACAAUUAUAAUUAAAUAUAUGUGAAUACAUACGAGAAAACAGACGUAAUGUGUCACAUUUUUCUAGUUUUCCUCUUUUUCUUUACUCUUCUUAUAAUAUAAAAAAUAUGAGGUAUAAAAAAUAUAAUUAUUUAAGAAAUAUUGAUAAAGAGAUUUUGCUGUAUAUAAUUGAACAUAGCUUUGUGUUUCUUUUAUGUA